AUGCCAUUGCGGUCAGAGGACUGCUGGUUUGCGGGAGAGGUCUCGGGGUUCUAUUCUCAGUGUCGCGGAUUUAGAGUUGAGGGUAAAGAUUUUGAUCUGUUCGAUCGAUUACAGUUCUUGGUUGGCGUCAUCAAAUCCAAGGUGCAGGAUCGGAGAAGAUGGGGUGAAGAGGGGCUGCCUCGGCCGCAAUUACCUGAGAACCCCGAUCUUCGCAAAGUCGAGAUGUACGGAUACGAAAACCUGGCCGGGCGGCCCGAGCGACCAACUGGCAAGAGAGUAUCUCGUGCAACUACCUCCACAAUCAUACCCCACGCCGUUCAUGUUUCCCUCUCUAAUUGGUAUCGCCGUGGGUGGAAUUCACUGACCCUAUCUGGCUGUUAUCCCAUACGCAAACCCCGAAACCAAUACACCCUCCUCGGCGAGCCUGAUAUUUGCAAUGGCACUCAAGGGGGAAAAUAUUGUGAGGGAGACUGGUGGUGGCUGAGGUCAACAGCGGGAAGUAGCGAGGACAGGGCGCAGGCUCGACAACACUUGGGAUAA
Molecule: messenger RNA, 540 nt
Organism: Lindgomyces ingoldianus
Lineage: Eukaryota; Fungi; Ascomycota; Dothideomycetes; Pleosporales; Lindgomycetaceae
Exons: 5
Coding region: 1-540 (179 amino acids)
Source: RefSeq, a predicted model, not a curated record